AGCCUUUUCCUCUCUCUCUCUCUCUUGCUUCGCUUCUUCGUACAAAGAAACAUAGAUCGGAACAUUCUCUUCGCUUAUAGAUCAUAAUCUUUCUCUCCUGGCUCUGUAAAAAUUGUUUGGAUGACCUUGGGACUACAUUUUAAGAAUGACUUCAAGUAUGUUGGCUGGAGAGAAAAGGUGGGCGUCCUCCACCAGAAGAGGUGGAAUGACUGUUUUGGGAAAAGUUGCUGUUCCAAAACCUUUAAACUUACCCAGCCAAAGGUUAGAAAAUCAUGGUCUGGACCCAAGUGUGGAAAUUGUUCCCAAGGGUACCCUUAGCUGGGGAAGUCGAUCAUCAUCCUCUGCAUCAAAUGCAUGGGGUUCUUCCGCUUUGUCCCCAAAUACUGAUGGUGGGACCAGUUCUCCAAGUUAUCUCAGUGGUCGCCCUUCUUCUGGAGGUGGUACUAGGCCAUCAACUGCUGGUAGUGACAGGAUGCACGAACCUACUCCUAAUGCAUGGGGACAAAAUUCUAGGCCAUCAUCAGCUUCUGGAGUAUUGACAUCAAAUCAAACAGCUCUGGCAUCACGUCCUCGCAGUGCAGAGACAAGGCCUGGUAGCUCACAGUUAUCUCGGUUUGCUGAACCCUCAUCUGAUAAUUCAGUUGCAUGGGGUCCAACUGGUGUCUCAGAGAAAUUGGGAGUGGCAACCUCCAAGAAGGAUGGGUUCUCUCUGAGUUCUGGAGACUUUCCGACACUUGGUUCAGAAAAAGACAAUUCUGGAAAGAGUCCUGACUCACAAGACCAUGGCUCUUAUAGUCGUCCUGGCUCGUCUUCUGGCAGAGCAGCCUCUGGAAAGGAGAAGAGUGUUACUUCUUCAGUUGGUGAUAUUUCUGUAAAUGCAAAUGUCAGCAGUGGAAAUGUGAGUACUUGGAGGAGAGAUGGUUCCCAUCAUGUUGAGGAUGGGGUCCAGCCUACUAUGGAGAAGUGGAAGGGGGAUCCCUCACCCUACCUAAAUCCUAAUUUUCCACCUCAUCACUUCGAUGCUUGGCGUGGUCCUCCAAUAAAUCCUCCUCCGCCUGGUGUUUGGUAUGGAGGACCUCCACGAGGUCCUCCUUAUGGACCCCCACUUGCUCCUGGUGGCUUUCCAAUUGAACCAUUUCCUUACUAUCACCCUCAAAUUCCACCUCCUCCUUUAGCAAACUCACAGCCAAUUCCUCCUCCAGGGGCUGGACCAAGAGGACACCAUCCUAAAAAUGGAGACUUACACAGACCCCACAUUCCUGAUGCUUACAUCCGUCCAGAUAUGCCAAUUAGGCCUGGUUUCUACCCUGGACCCAUGGCCUAUGAGGGCUAUUUUCGCCCCCCAAUGGGCUACUGCAAUUCUAAUGAACGGGAUAUUCCAUUUAUGGGAAUGGUAGCUCCCCCCGCUGUUUAUAACAGGUACCCUGGUGAAAAUCCUACUGAUCCUGGCAAUAAUCAUGCUAGAGCCAGUAUGCAUGGCUCCAUGGGAAAACCAUCGGCUUCAGAACAUGCGGAGUCUGGUCAUCCUGAUGAUACACGAGGACCAUACAAAGUUCUUAAGAAGCCACACAAUGAAUGGGAUGAAAAACGGGCAGAAGACAAACGGGAGCACGGUGUACCAGCCAAUGCCCAGUAUCUUGAGAAGGGGGAUCAACCAAGAACGUCAUUGCCGAAAAACGAGUGGGGAUUGGAAGACAGAGAAGACGAAGAGAAUUAUUCAGGAAAAAGAACUUUUGGUGGAGAUGCGCGUUCUCGAAAUUUCGACAAUCGAGGAACUUCCUCUUCAGAUUCUGUCAAAGUUAAGUUGCCUGAAAGUCGGGGCAAGGCAAAGACCAUUGAUGAUGUUACGGUAACCAAGUCAGAAACUGCAGCAUCCACUUUUCCACAAGUACCUCCUCAAAUAGUUCCAUCUACUCCAAAAGACCCAACGUUGAUACAAAAGAUUGAAGGUCUAAAUGCUAAAGCUCGGACUUCUGAUGGAUGGCCUGAUACUGCAUCCAUUCCUUGUAGGGAAGAGCAAAAGAGUAGGUUACAAGUUGAUGCUAUGGCCUCUCGUUCUGCCAGUGAAACAGGUACUGCUUUUGAAAGAACUCACUCCCAUGAAGUGGAUAUUUCUACAGCACAUAAGGCCCUUCAGCCAACAGCUUCUAGUGGGGCAGCCAUUUUAAGGAAAGCUAGUCAUGGUGUGCAAGGUCGACUUGACCAUCGCGGUAAAAGGUUCAACAACACUCAUGAUGCUGGUGGAUUACGAAAGAAACCUCUGGCUGCUGAGUCCGUCUGUGAAGUUUCAGCUGUAAAUUCAGAACCCAGUUUUGAUGUUCAUGUACAAGACCACCUCACAUCUGUGGAGGCGACUGAGAAGCCUGGGAUCAACCCUCAAGGGAAGGAUGAAGGAGAAUCUUUGACACCUGUGUUAGAUGAGAGUGAUUCCCAGGCACAGCGUGCUAAGAUGCGGGAGAUAGCAAAGCAACGUGCUAAACAACUACAGGAGGAGGAGGAGGAACGGAUAAGAGAGCAGAAGGCAAAGGCUCUUGCAAAAUUGGAAGAGCUGAAUCGGCGUACUCAAACAAUGGAUGGUUCAACUCAGAAGUUGGAAAAAGGUCCACCUAGUGGUCCUAUUCAGCAAGAGCAAGAACCCGUGACCACUGAAGUAGUAGUUAUGGUUGCUAGCAAAUCUGAAACUGUAAGCUCACCAUUGGUUUCUAAUCCUAAUGCUCAGAUUAGAGAGAGCAAUACCGUCGGAAUUGGAGAAUCUACUGUUAUGUCCGAAGAUACACGCCUGGAGACAUCGGACAAUGUGCAUGCAGAAUCUGUUGUUUCACAUGAUCAGCUUUUGCAUUUGCAACAGGAUUCUCAUACCGCUGGUGCAGCCAACCAUAAAGCUGCUCGACAAGGAAGUGAAGGUAGUGUUUCCAGGCAUAAGCGCAUGGGCUAUAAACAAAAGCAGAAUGCUCCAUUGGGAAAGAAUUUGAUUGAUAAAUCAGUUCCGAUCAGUUCAACUGAGGCACCAAAAGAUGAGACUCAUGUAGCUGUUAAUGAUGUUGCUGGUGAGGUUGGAUCAACUGAGCCAAUCCUACCCAUGAACUCAAAUAUCACGGCUGAGUCCUCAGCACAUCAGAGGAGGAAAAACAGCAGGAGCAGCAAAAACAAGCAUAAGUUGGAUGAUGUGUCAUCUGUUGCCGCUUUACCACUACCAGUAUCAAAAGAAACUAAUGCUGCAAAAGUUUCCACUGAAAGUGGAAAGCCAAAGGCUUCUGAGUUGGAGUUGGACCCUAGCUCAGUUCAGUCAAGGACUGGUUCUAAGGAAGCAAUUCCACCUUCAGAGCUGCCUGUGUCUGUGCCUAGUGAAGAAGCGGGUGGUAGAAUAAAUAGCCAGUGGAAACCUCAGUACAAUCGCCGGAUGCCAAGAAACCAACAAGCUAAUAGAACAGCGGAGAAAUCAUAUAGCAGCGAUGCUGUUGUGUGGGCGCCUGUGCGGUCACAGAACAAAACCGAGGUUAUGGACGAAGCCGGAAAGAAAACUGUACCCGACACUGUUAAUGCAGCAGCAAAGAGCGAUAAUUCAGUGCAGAAUAAUAUGAAAAGCAAGAGGGCAGAGAUAGAGAGAUACGUCCCGAAGCCAGUAGCAAAGGAGCUGGCUCAGCAGGGAAGCAUCCAGCAACAACCAGUGCCGUCUUCAGUCAAUCAAAUUACGUCAGAAGAAACUGUUGGGAGAGUAGAAAAUUUUCAGAAUGUUGAAGGUUCUCAACUGGGUAACUCAGUAAUUGGGAAUGAGUUGAGGAAUGCGGAUGGUAAGCAGAAUAAGCAGUCAAAAGCACAUGGAUCGUGGCGCCAGAGGGGUUUGGAAGAUGGAUCGUCCUCUACUUCACACCCUUGCAAGAAUGUUGAGAAAUCUGUUGAACAAUACCAGUCCUUGAAGCCUGAUAUAAAUUCUUUGAAAGAGCAAACAAAGUCAUCUGAUGAUUUUAAUACUUCCGAUGGGUGGGGUUUUCUCGAUAAUUCUGAGACAAAAGCAUCUGUUAUUGCAUCUGCUGUUGUGAAAGAUCAGGAAGUAACAGGCAGAGGAAAGCGACAUCCAUUUAAGGGUCAUCGAAGCAUUGGGAACAAUCGUGAUCAUGAUUACAGGAAUGCUAAUAGUGGGUACACUGAUGAGAUAGGUCAAACAGACACAAAUAUUGCUUUGAAAGAAAAUCGCGGGGUUGGGGAACGAAUAACGCCACACUGGCAACCCAAAUCGCAGGUGUAUUCAGUUCAUAGUCAACGUGGAAACCGACCCAGUAGUGGACAAAAUGCUACAGUUGAUGAUUCACUGUCCCCGAAAAGGGUGAAUCUUUCACCACAACAUGACAAGGAGAGGAGGGAAACUAUGGUGCAGCCUCCCAUUGAUCAAUCUGUGUCUGAGCAGACAAAUGUGGCAGAACUGCUGAGUUUAGGGCAGCAUCAAGAGUCCAAGAGAGAGAGGAAAGUAGCCUCAGCAAAUGUUGAUACACAACAUGAGCAGCAAUUUGCCUCAGGAUUCCGCAAGAAUGGUAACCAAAACAAUCGUUCUGGCAGAGGGCAUGAAUCUCGUGGAGAUUGGAGCUCGGCUGGGCAAGAUAACAGGCAACAUGGUAGUACAUCUUCAAACCGAGAGAGGCAGAGACACAAUUCACAUUAUGAGUACCAGCCAAUUGGACAAUACAAUAACAAUAACAAUAACAAAACCAACAAUUUUGAAGGUCCAACAGAUGGCUCUCACAAUAUGGGCUCAAGGUACAGGGAGCGAAGUCAGGGUCACUCAAGGCGUGGUGGGGGUAAUUUUUAUGGUCGGCAAAGCGGGACCGCCCAUGUUGAUGCCGGUUAUGAUUGAUGGGAAACAAAAUCUGGAACUGAGUAUUUCUUUUCUUAGUGGGUCAAAAACCGUUCCUCCAAACAUUGGGUUUGUUGGUUCCAUUAGCGAAUGAUUUCAGGUAUUGCUGCUAGAUUAGGUCUUCAUUUUGUUAAAUUGUUAUAGACGGUUAUAUAAAUUGUUAAACUGAUAUCACACGUAUCGAGCAGGGUAGGGUUGGGUCGGGGACAAGCACAUGGUGCCAAAGCAAAAUGUGGUGUUCAUGCAAAGGUACUUUGGAUGGGGUUGAUUGCUUUCUCAUUUCAAGAUGUAACUGACCUUAAUGUUACAAUUUGGUCAUGGCUUGUUAGCUGUGGAACCUUUUAUGAUUUUGUUUUUAAAAUUUUUAUUUUUAAUGUAGCUAUGUAAUUAGUGGCCAUCAUUAUCUGUGUUCCAAAUAUAUGGAAUGUUAGGGAAUGGAUUAAAAGGUUGUUUUGUGGUGCUUUCACUUGUGAGAGUAAAUUUUUGAUUAUUUUCUUAUUUUGGUCA
Camellia sinensis is the source of this 5356-nucleotide messenger RNA. RefSeq names its product modifier of snc1 (gene MOS1). Gene Ontology annotation, biological process: epigenetic regulation of gene expression. NCBI's taxonomy places the organism in Eukaryota, Viridiplantae, Streptophyta, Magnoliopsida, Ericales, Theaceae. The record is from RefSeq and is a predicted model, not a curated record.